Messenger RNA from Colletotrichum siamense, 939 nucleotides. RefSeq names its product L-type lectin-like domain-containing protein. The transcript has 4 exons. Gene Ontology annotation, molecular function: D-mannose binding. The record is from RefSeq and is a predicted model, not a curated record. NCBI's taxonomy places the organism in Eukaryota, Fungi, Ascomycota, Sordariomycetes, Glomerellales, Glomerellaceae. Gene Ontology annotation, biological process: endoplasmic reticulum to Golgi vesicle-mediated transport; endoplasmic reticulum organization; Golgi organization. Gene Ontology annotation, cellular component: endoplasmic reticulum-Golgi intermediate compartment; COPII-coated ER to Golgi transport vesicle; Golgi membrane. The coding region runs from base 1 to 939 and encodes 312 amino acids.
AUGGCCUGGGGUGCCGCGAAGGCGGACGAUGGCGAGGUUAAGAGCAUCGCGCUCCGAACGCACUCCCUGAACCAGCCGUACCUCGAUUCCGACAUGGCGAGUAGAUGGUACGACUUUGGAGGAGACACUAUUAUUCGAACAGACUCGGGUUACCACAGCUACAUCCGCUUAACGUCCGACCGUCCGUCGCAAACGGGCUGGCUCUUUAGCAGAGUGCCUCUGACCGCGACCAACUGGGAGAUUGAAGUCGAGUUCAAGAUUCACGGCAAGAACCAGCUCUACGGCGACGGCUUCGCCAUGUGGGUGACCAAGUCUCGCGGCACCCAGGGCACUGUCUUCGGCAGCCCGGAUAACUUUGAGGGUCUCGGUAUCUUCUUCGACACGUACAAGAACAACCGCCCCGGCACCGUGUUCCCCUAUGUCAUGGCCAUGUACGGCGACGGUAAGACGGCCUACGACAAGGACAACGACGGCAAGGGCACGGAGCUCGCGGGCUGCUCGGCGCGCGGCAUCCGCCAUGCCAGCGUGCCGACCAAGGCCAAGGUGACGUACUUCCAGGACAAGCAGCUCAAGCUCGAGCUGCAGUACAAGUCCGAGGGCGACUGGACGCUGUGCUUCGAGACGGAGAGCCCGCCCGCCAUCCCGCAGAUCGCGUACCUCGGCUUCAGCGCCGAGACGGGCGAGCUGAGCGACAACCACGACAUCAUCUCGAUCCAGGCCAAGAACCUCUACACGACGCAGACGGGUAAGGGGUCCAGCAAGACGACGCCGGGCAGCGGCAAGGGUAAGAAGGGCUCCGGAUCUGUCAAGCAGCCCAAGGAGGGCGGCAGCUGGACGUGGUUCUUCCUCAAGGUCUUCCUCUUUUUCGGUCUCGUCGGCGGUGGCUACGUUGGCUACACUGCCUGGAGGGCGAAGAACGACAAGAGACACCGCUUUUAA